UUGAGAAAUACAUCCACAUUAUAUAAAUAUAAAGGUAUCAAUGCUUCUCAUUCAACUCCUUACGAAGUUUUCCUCAAACGAGGAAAUUAUCUUUUUGAAUUAUGGGGAGGUUCAGGAAACGAUAUAGUUUUAUCUAACCCAAUCAGGAGUGCAUACGUAAGCGGCUAUGUUGUAUUCCGUCAUUCCAUUAAACUUUACCUACACGUAGGAUCACAAGCUUAUAAAAAUGCCUCUUUUCCAUCAUAUGGUGGAGGAGGUCCAGGCCAAAUAUCAGGUGGUGGCUCAUCUGAUAUCCGACUUCUUCCAGGUGAUUAUGGCGACUUUUCCGGUCUUAAAAGUCGAAUUAUUGUUUCAUCGGGCGCUGGAUCAAGUGACGGUUGUUACGAAAUGGGUGGUCCUGGUGGUGGAUUGAUUGGCUAUAAUAGCACUGGCAACUAUGGCCGAGGUGGUACGCAAAUAUCAGGCGGCGAAGGAGGUAUUAAAGGAAGAUUUGGUUUCGGUGCCGGAAAUGAAUCUCGACGAUAUGAUGGUCAUACACCGGAUGGCAAUGCAGGAGGUGGCGGGGGCUAUUUUGGCGGUGGAAACUCAUAUUUACCAGGAAAUUGUGGUUCAGGUGGAGGGAGUUCCUUCAUCAGUGGCCAUAAAGGUUGUAUUUCCGUUUUAGAAUCAUCAGAAUCAGAAGAAAAUCUGAAGUUUUCAGAAUCAUUUGAUCCAUCAAUUCAUUACAGUGGAAUCCAAUUUUAUCACACCGUCAUGAUUGAUGGCACAAGUAAUAUGCCAAAUCCUCUUGGUGGUAACGAAACGGGCCAUUCAGGCGAUGGUUUCAUUCGAAUCACCCAAAUCUAUCUCCUUGAUUGUCCUAGUUACAAAUAUCAUUACUUUGCAUUACCUUUCUCAUCUUUAUUUUUAUUCAAUUUAAUAAAUAAAUCAUAA
This is a messenger RNA of Trichomonas vaginalis G3, 933 nucleotides long. Its product is annotated as glycine-rich protein family. NCBI's taxonomy places the organism in Eukaryota, Parabasalia, Trichomonadida, Trichomonadidae. The record is from RefSeq and is a predicted model, not a curated record. The transcript has a single exon.